UUAUUUUUUUUUUUUUUUUUGGACAAAGGGAACUAACAAAAUAAAAACUAACAAAAUUUAGUCAAUACUAAAAUGGGCAAAACUAUGGAGUUUAGUCCCAAUCAUGUAGUAGAUCUAAUCCUCAAACGUGCAAUUAUACUGUACAACUCUCCAACACGUUCUUUUGCACCAUUUUACAUAUAAAAAAAAUGUCUACUUCGAUUAAACUCCCUCAAUAAAUCUGUUUUUUUGUUUUGUUUGUCAACACUUAUUCUUCCUAGCAACCAAAAAUGGCUGCUCUCACAACUCUCCUCUUUGUGCUUCUCCCCCUCGUCUUCCUCAUCGCUACCCUCACUACCUCCGCCGAUGAAACAGCCAAACCCAUCGUGGAGGACGACGAGAAUGAGGACUUGAGUUUCCUAGAAGUACCUAAGGCACCUAGAAACCACCCUUACUAUGCUGACCCAAAGUAUAAGCCCCAGGGGGAUGAUGAAAUUGACCUCGACGACUUCCAAGCACUUUCUCCUCCUGUUUUCGACGACAAAGACGUGGUGGUGCUAAACAAGACCAACUUUGAUGAGCUCAUCAACAUGACCAUGUAUGUGAUGGUUGAGUUUUAUGCACCGUGGUGUGGAUAUUGUAAGCAGCUUGCGCCGGAAUAUGCAGCGGCCGCUACCGAGCUGAAGAAGGGAGGUUCGGAUGCCGUGCUUGCUAAGGUUGAUGCUAUUCAAGAGACCGAGUUAGCUGAUAAGUAUAAUGUUGAUGGAUUUCCUACUCUUUAUUUAUUUGUUGAUGGUGUAUAUAAGUCAUAUGAGGGUGAAAGGACCAGGGAGGGCAUAGUUUCUUGGCUAAAGAAAAAGAUAGGGUAUGCAGUUAACAACGUGACAACAGUUGAAGAAGCAGAGGAUAUCUUGCUUGCUGAAUCAAAGCUCGUCGUUGCGUAUGUUGAUAGCUUAACGGGCCUAAACAGCGAGGUUCUUAAUGCUGCAGCCGAAGAAGAAGAUGGUGUCAACUUCUACCAGACAACAAGUGCUGAUGUAGCUGAAGUAUUUCAAAUUGACUCCAAGGUGAAACGCCCUGCCUUGGUUUUGUUGAAGAAGGAGGUUGAGAAGUUAUCCCAUUUUGAUGGUGAUUUCGCAAAAUCAGCUAUUCUAGAUUUUGUGUCCAAAAGUAAGCAGCCUCUAAUAAUCAAUUUCAACAUGGAAAGUGCUUCAUUCGUAUUUGAAAGCCCAAUCCAGAAUCAGUUAUUCCUUUUCGCUCCUGCCCAACAUUUAGAGAAUCUCACCCGUACACUCGAGGAAGCAGCUAAAUUGUUCAAGGGAAAGAUCAUUUUCUCGUAUGUGCAAAUGGACAAUAAAGAAUACGGACAGGCAAUGAUGGAUUUCUUUGGGGUCGAAGGAGAUGCUCCAAGAGUUCUUGCAUACACUGGAAAUGAUGAUCGUAGGAAGUUUUUUCUGGAUGGGGAUAUUACAUCUGACAGUGUUAAGUUGUUUUCUGAGAACUUUUUGGCAGACAAGCUCGAGCCAUUCUACAAAUCCGAUCCUAUUCCAGAGAACAAUCAUGGAGAUGUGAAAAUUGUUGUGGGAAAAAAUUUCGAUGAGAUUGUUAUGGAUGAAUCAAAGGAUGUACUUCUUGAGAUAUAUGCUCCUUGGUGCUCUCAUUGUAAAGCACUCGAGCCAACCUAUACUAAUCUUGCUGGACAUUUGAAAGGAAUUGAGUCGUUGGUUGUAGCAAAAAUGGACGGCACUAAAAAUGAGCAUGCAAAAGCUAAGGCGCGGGGAUUUCCCACCAUUCUUUUCUACCCUGCUGGAAAGAAGAGCUUUGAUCCGAUUAUUUUUGACUCGAAUCCAACUGGUGCGGAACUCUACAAGUUCACGAGAAAGCAUGCUACAACUCCUUUCAAGAUUCAAAAACCAAUCUCUACAUCAUUUGAAGAUGCUGAGCCUAACAUUGCUGAGACUGUCCCAACUACAGAUGCCGCUGUCGGUAACCAAGAUGCAAAAGAUGAACUAUAAACAUACUAGUUAGAGAAUCUUUACAAUGUAUUAGGAUCAUAUACCUUAAGUUCCACUUGAUUAUUUGGUCCACUUAUCUUGGUUAUCUUAUUUAUAGGAAACAUUGAUUAACCUAGGUACUUGAAUGAGUCAUAAUUUUGCACCAGUAGUCCAAUUAAUAAAAAUUUUUUUUGAAAAGUAUAAA
Molecule: messenger RNA, 2178 nt
Organism: Chenopodium quinoa (quinoa)
Lineage: Eukaryota; Viridiplantae; Streptophyta; Magnoliopsida; Caryophyllales; Amaranthaceae
Product: protein disulfide isomerase-like 1-3
Exons: 12
Coding region: 270-1994 (574 amino acids)
Biological process (GO): protein folding; response to endoplasmic reticulum stress
Cellular component (GO): endoplasmic reticulum
Molecular function (GO): protein disulfide isomerase activity
Source: RefSeq, a predicted model, not a curated record